Racocetra fulgida is the source of this 1026-nucleotide messenger RNA. Lineage: Eukaryota; Fungi; Glomeromycota; Glomeromycetes; Diversisporales; Gigasporaceae. The record is from the annotation of a GenBank genome assembly.
AUGUCUGAAUCAACAAUUUCUACAUAUCGAUAUGAAUGUAUUCCCUUUGAUAAUGAUGAUAAUACAUUUAAAUAUCACUUUAUAUAUGCAAAUGACAAUAAACUUAAUUAUACUGAAUUUAUAAACCUUUUAUGUUCAGAAGAUGACCGUUUUUUAGACACUCUUAUAAAUGCUUUAAAUGAUGCAACUGAUAAACUAUCGGCUUAUCUUUGGGAAUGUCCCCCUGUAUCUCAAGAAUCAAAAAAUAAUCAUUUCGAAUUUGUAGUAACUAAAUCUAAGGCAUUAAGUUAUAUGAAACAAGAUUGCUCAAGCUUUAAUGAUAAACUUAAUAGCUUUUCUAAUUUAGGAAAAGACGCUACUUUAAUUGUUCCUAUGCCUUGUCACAAACUUGAUUAUAAAAAUCUUAGUAAUUUUACUAAAAAGGCUCCAAAAGAUCAACAGAUUAAGUUUUGGCAAGAAGUAGCUAAUAAACUAUCUGAAAGUUUAGAAAUCGGUACUCCUCGACCUCGAUGGUUAUCUACCCAUGGUUUAGGCGUUCCUUAUUUGCAUGUAAGGAUUGAUAAUAAACCAAAAUAUUAUUCUUAUUUACCAUUUAAACAAUUCCGCUUUGGCAAAAAUAAUUGGGAGCUUGAUCAAUCUAAAAAUGUUCAUAGUAACAACAAAAAGACAACCCUUUCAUCUUAUAGGAAGGAUGACCAACAAAAUCCAACAAAAAUUGGUUCAAAAGCUGAGCCGAACGUUGAUCCAAACGUUGAUCUAAAAAUCGUUCCAAAAAUUGAUCUAAAAAAUGAUUCAAAAAUUCGUCCAAUAGCCCGCCUUCCUUCUAUACAAUCGAGAACUGGUCAAAAAAUAAAGUUAUGUAAACUGAAAAGAAAAUGGAAAUUUGAUAAACUGUCGAGAAAAUGGAAUUCUAUACAAUCAAAAACUGGUCGAAAAAUGGAAUUACAUAAGUUGAAGAGAAAACGGAAAUUAUAUAAACUAACUAGAAAAUGGAAAUUAGAUACAAAAAAGAAAAUCCAGGCGUAG